Nelumbo nucifera (sacred lotus) is the source of this 543-nucleotide messenger RNA. The record is from RefSeq and is a predicted model, not a curated record. NCBI's taxonomy places the organism in Eukaryota, Viridiplantae, Streptophyta, Magnoliopsida, Proteales, Nelumbonaceae.
UUCUCAGCUCUACCAAAGCAUUGCCUCACUCUUUGUUAUGCAUUCUUUGCUGUGGCUAUUCUCAUUAACCUGAUUAGAGAUGUUGUUGGGAAGAAGUGGUCAAAGUUUAUACCGGUCCCAAUGGCAAUGGCAAUACCAUUUUAUUUGGGCUCUUACUUUGCCAUUGACAUGUGCGUUGGGAGCUUGAUACUAUUUCUAUGGGAGAAGACUAACAAGGCCAAGGCAGAUGCAUUUGGUCCUGCAGUAGCUUCUGGGCUGAUUUGUGGAGAUGGGAUAUGGACCUUACCUAGUUCAAUACUUGCUUUGGCUGGGGUGAAGCCACCAAUCUGCAUGAAGUUCCUAUCAAGGGCAACAAAUGCCAAAGUUGAUAAGUUCUUGUCAUCUUAAUCUUUUCAUUUAGUUAAGUUGUGUAUUAUCCCUUGGUUGUUGUCACAAUGUAUUUGCAAUUGUAAAGGUUAUGCAGUCAAGUCAAAUUUUAUUUUCUAUGGCCACUUAACAAGUGUUAAUAAUUGCAGCAUGGAAUAGAUAUAGUACUCUUUACAA